AUGCGAGAGGCGAUACAGCUCGAAGUCGAUACAACUUACCGCUUGCGGUCCUUGGCCAUCGGGCCAGAUGAGGAUGAUUGUCAGAUCCGUGAGCUCUACCGUCCGUUUCUCUUGCCUGACGCCUUUGCCGCGGACGAUUGGGUUGCGCAUCAGGAGCUCAGCACAGCUCUGAAGAUGGUUGAGUCGCAGAUUCUGGACAAACAGCAGGACCGGCUGCGGAUUCUCGUUCUUUAUGGCAGCUUGAGAAGCAGAUCCUAUUCGCGUCUGCUGGCGUUCGAAGCCGCCAGGAUACUCUUUCGCCUAGGCUGCGAUGUCCGAGUCUACGACCCAGCCGGCUUGCCACAGAAAGAUGACGUCCAGCAUGGCCAUCCCAAGGUGCAGGAGCUGCGCGACCUCAGCAAGUGGAGUGACGGCCACGUAUGGAUCAGCCCCGAGCAGCACGGCAACUUGACGGGUAUUUUCAAGCAGCAAAUCGACUGGAUCCCAUUGUCAUCGGGAGCGGUGCGGCCGACCCAGGGCAGGACUCUUGCCGUUGCGCAGGUCAGUGGCGGGUCGCAGUCGUUCAACGCCGUGAACUCGCUGCGAAUUCUUGGUCGUUGGAUGCGCAUGUUUGCUAUCCCCAACCAGAGCUCUGUGCCGAAGGCGUACACACAAUUCACUUCUGAAGAGGAGGGCAGCCGCAUGAUGCCCAGCUCGAAUCGCGACCGUCUUGUCGAUUGCAUGGAGGAGCUGGUCAAGUACACGAUUGUCAUGAGGCCUCAUUUUGACUUGUUUGGCGAUCGCUACAGCGAGCGUGAGGAGCGGAGGCUAAAGGCUCUGCAAAAAUAG
Messenger RNA from Purpureocillium lilacinum, 828 nucleotides. RefSeq lists its product as uncharacterized. Gene Ontology annotation, molecular function: oxidoreductase activity, acting on NAD(P)H, quinone or similar compound as acceptor. The record is from RefSeq and is a predicted model, not a curated record. Lineage: Eukaryota; Fungi; Ascomycota; Sordariomycetes; Hypocreales; Ophiocordycipitaceae.